Coccomyxa subellipsoidea C-169 is the source of this 1158-nucleotide messenger RNA. RefSeq names its product amidohydrolase. The transcript is spliced from 7 exons. Gene Ontology annotation, biological process: auxin metabolic process. Gene Ontology annotation, molecular function: IAA-Ala conjugate hydrolase activity. Lineage: Eukaryota; Viridiplantae; Chlorophyta; Trebouxiophyceae; Coccomyxaceae. The record is from RefSeq and is a predicted model, not a curated record. The annotation marks the transcript as partial. Gene Ontology annotation, cellular component: endoplasmic reticulum.
GCUGCCAGUAUUCAGCCAUGGCUUGUUGGCUUGAGGAGGCAAUUUCAUCAGGUCCCUGAGCUGAUGUAUGAGGAGAUUGAGACAGGGAAACUUAUCAGGCAGACGCUUGAUGAUCUGGGAAUCACUUACAGGCAAAUAUAUGAUUCUUUUACAGGCAUUGUAGCCAGUAUUGGGCCUAAGUCACCCUCCGUGCUUGUUGCACUGCGGGCGGACAUGGAUGCGCUUCCCAUCAACGAGCAGACUGGGCUUGCAUUCUCGAGCAAAGUGCCGGGCAAAAUGCAUGCUUGCGGGCACGACUCCCAUGUCACCAUGUUGCUCGGCGCAGCCAAGCUCUUGAAGGCCCAUGAGAAAGAUCUUCCUGGCGGAGUGCGCCUCAUUUUCCAGCCAGCCGAAGAGGGGGGCGCCGGUGGUGAUCUGAUGGUGAAAGAAGGUGCUGUGAAGGAUGUGGCAGCCAUCUUUGGUCUGCAUGUGUACCCCUUUCUGCAGUCGGGGGCUUUGGCCUCGCGCGCAGGACCCCUUAUGGGAGCCUGUCAGCAGUUUGAAAUUCGCAUCACCGGCGCCGGCGGCCAUGCAGCCAUGCCCCACUUCACUGUGGACCCAAUUGUAGCAGCUGCCAACACAAUCUCGGCACUGCAGGUACUGGUGUCCAGGGAAACGUCGCCCUUGGGAACGGCGGUUGUGAGCGUUACUAAGAUAGCAGCCGGAGAGGGCGCCUACAAUGUCAUCCCAGACAGCGCCACUUUUGGAGGCACUCUUCGCUCCCUGGCACACGAGCACCUGAUGUACCUGAAGCAGCGCAUGGAGGAGGUGGUGAAAGCACAAGCACAGUCGCACAAGUGCUCUGCGACUGUAGACUGGCUGGAGAAGAAGGAGCCUUACUACCCUCCCACAGUCAACGACAGAGCCAUGUACAAUUUUGCAGUCGACGUUGGAAAAAGGUUGCAGGGGGACUUCUUGGAGGACUUUGAGCCCACACUGGGCGGCGAGGACUUUUCAUUUUACGGGCAUGCGGGUGUUCCGGCGGCCUUCACAUUCCUGGGGAUUCAGAAUGAGACAGCUGGGUCGGUGCAUGGCCUGCAUACCCCGCGGUUCAUGCUGGAUGAGGAGGUCCUGCAGACAGGGGCAGCCUACCUGGCGAGUUUGGCGUCAGAGUAUUUG